Vanessa tameamea is the source of this 951-nucleotide messenger RNA. RefSeq lists its product as uncharacterized. The record is from RefSeq and is a predicted model, not a curated record. Bases 40 to 861 code for a protein of 273 amino acids. NCBI's taxonomy places the organism in Eukaryota, Metazoa, Arthropoda, Insecta, Lepidoptera, Nymphalidae. The transcript is spliced from 2 exons.
CCGAUAUGUUCUGCUAGCCACUGGAUUUUAUAUAAAAGGAUGUCCUUGGAAAGUUUUGGCAAUUGUGUGAAGAGCCUUCAAACUGAAAAUAUGAACAGACACCAGAAAAUUUGCAUACUCAUGUUGAGUUUAGCGGCCCUUGCAGAGUUCAGCUCAUCAUCUAAACGGGAAGGUCGAACAGGAGGUCUUCACAUACCAGAAAAGAUUAUUGGCGGAGUGAUUGACAUCGUCCAAAGUCACAAGAACAAACCGAUUGCAGGCACUCAGCCUACCUAUCCCCUUAACCAACAAUUUAAUCAACAACAAUACCCCCAAUACCAGCAAUGGAACGGCCAAUCAACCUUCCAGAAUCAAGGAUUCCAAACCCAACAGCCGUUCCAAGGCACACAGCAAGGGCAAGGUCAAUACAAUUACCAAAACGGUUAUAAUCAAGCAGGUACCUAUCCCCAAGAUGGUGGAAAUUAUAAUAACCAUGCUUAUCCAGCUGUAUCCGGCCAAGGUUUUAACCAAGGACAAAACCAGCAGGGACAAUACCAAGUAGUGUACCAAAAUCCUAAUCAAUUCGGACAGCCCAAUAAUCAGUUCCAGAACACACAGUCCGGUUACUAUACAGGUCAAAAUCAAUAUCAGGGAAGUUCGUCCAGCUUCCAGGGACAAUCGGGACAAACCCAAGGGCCAGGAGCUAGCGGGUCAGGCCAAUUUAAUCAAGGUUUCUUGGUGUCCGGUGGUCAGUCGGGCAGUGGUAAUGGGCAAGGACCAACCUGUGUUUGCCAAGCUUGGACCAAGCCUCAACCAGUUCAUGAUGUUUUGGCUGAUAGCCCAGCAACGGAAAAAAGUGAAAAGAAAGAAGAAAUGUCUUAAUAAAUUAUGAAUAGUUAAUUUAUUUAUAUAGUGCAUUUACAGAGCUUGAAUAUUAUUUAUUAAUUUAUUAAAGUUUUUAAUCUUCAUACU